Messenger RNA from Marasmius oreades (fairy-ring Marasmius), 2172 nucleotides. RefSeq lists its product as uncharacterized. The record is from RefSeq and is a predicted model, not a curated record. NCBI's taxonomy places the organism in Eukaryota, Fungi, Basidiomycota, Agaricomycetes, Agaricales, Marasmiaceae. Bases 61 to 2172 code for a protein of 703 amino acids. The transcript has 5 exons.
UUUGCCAGGGCUUUCCUCAGUCGGCGUUCAGCGCACUAAUUCUCGACUCGUCUCCGUGUGAUGGCUGGAGCAAAUUACAUGGGUGGAAAGAGAAACGCAGCGAAUUCGCGAGCAAAGGAUAAGACAAAUCGAGCUCAAAAGCGCUUUUUCGGCCAGCAACGCUUGAAUCUUGCUUCCAAAAAACCGACAGAGGAGGACAACGUGUCGCAACCUCCGAAGACCCGUCACAUCUCUGAAUUCACUUUUGCGCACGCCCAGAAACGCAUACACGAAACAACCGAACAGCACACUUUCGUCCCAGAACCUAUUCAUGUAGCACCCUACACACCGACUUCGAAAGAUCGGCUGAAGAAGAUCUGUGGGCAGCAUAUUAGUCCAGUGUCCUCCAGCACGACUUCUAGAGUCCUCGAAGCAAUUGAUACCACUGAACCCAUCUCUUUGAGAGCCGCCAUGGACAAAAUUCUUGCCUUAUCAGACCUUGCAGGACUUUCUAGGCUAAAUGUCCCCUCUAUGCGACCGAAAAGGGGACGCUCACCCUCCGAGUCCUCUCCUGUACCAAAAAAAUACUAUGCCUCUUCUCCUUUACCCCCAUCCUCUGCACCUCGUACUUCGAGUUCAUCUUCAAGAUUAGUAGAUGAUGAUACGAGGCAUUUCAACGUCUCUUCGUAUUCCUCCUUCCACAACUCCAGGAGUGGUUCAGUGGACCAUGACUACUCCGAUGGGAUUUUUCCGUCUGAAGCCAUUGAGAUGGUGAAUCGCAAUAGAAACAGUUCACCCCGGUAUCAAAAUGUCUAUCCCUCACCCCUCGAACAAGCAAAAUCAUCUCCUCAAACACAGCACUGGGUCUCCUUGGGUAUUACCCCCCUCACCAACGAUCAACCAGACUGCUAUUCACAUCGGAUUCUUCGAAAACCUCUUUCUCCUUCGGCCCGUAACAAUUCUGUAACGAGAGGGAGAUUCUCGUUUUCUGGUAACGUUUUCGAUUACGAAGAUCCGUGGAAAGUCGUCGGCCUGGUCCUCGGAGUUGAGAAGAGCCCUCAUGCUCCGAAAACUAGAAACUUCAGCGCCAUGUUGGAACAAAUACCUAGUCCCUCGUCAGAGUCAGAGCGUCUCUCUGCAGGUUCUCUCCAACAGUACGAGCGUGACUCCUUGUUCUCUGAAUAUCCUACUCAAGGCGAAGGAAUUAUUUGCGACGAUGAACAACACAAUCACCUGCAUAGUUUUAUUGCUGACAGCCACACUAUGGAUGAGACGCAGUCGUCUCAGACUCGGCUGAACUCCUUGUUCUCUUGUUAUUCUGAUCUGGAUGACACAGAAACGUACAGCGAAGGUGAAUUGAAUGCCAGCGAUAGUUUCGGUCUACUCCCUGCUCUAUCUAUCGCGGAAACAGAUAACAAAUAUGAUGACCAUGGUGCGGGGACGGAAGGACACAGGGCUCAAAACCAUUCCAAACCAUGUAAAGCUCUGGAUUCUCGCCCUCGUUCAACCCAAUAUAACAACCAUUCCUCCACCUCCCCUUUGAUGGCCGUGGUCGAUAUGCAAAAUUCUCAGUCCCUCUAUAGUUCUAAUCUUACGUCUGAAUUGACAACCAGGACGCCUGAUAGAUUUGAUAAAAUAUCCUUCCAUUCCGCACAAAAUAAAUAUCCCGAGAGUCACAGGCUUCGGGAAGUUGCAUCAACCAACACUUUCGACUUCGACUGUGAACGCCUCCUCAGCUAUGAUACACCUUCCAGACUUUCUUCUUUUGCAGCCAAAUCCAGCUCUCGUGAACAUAAGAUCACUCCUACUUUCGACGUUUCUUGUCAAUUUCUACCGUCGUCACUCCUGAACCAUCGGCCUUUCGAUAUAGCGACACCCGCUGCUGUUCCUGCUCAACGACACUCCGGGAGUUCUGGUGAUUUGCUAUGUGAUUUGCAUGCGUCUCCACUUGCUAAAGAAUCUCGUUCACCGCCAAGAUACCCUACGCCUCCUGCUCCUCUUGCCCUUCCCAAUAAUGGAACAGAAGUUCCUGGAGGCGACGUUCCUCAAGAGCCAAGAGACCCCGAAGUCUGCGAAACAGAAGAUGAACAUGCUAGCAUGCCGUCGCGUUACCCGUUUUUCGCUAGACAGGAACUCACUCAUUGGCAAGGACCAACUUUGUUUGAUGAUGGUGAAGACAUUGAGAGCGAUUGA